AUUGAAGUUUAGAAAUAAAACAAGUUUUUUUUCUCCUUUUUGGGGCAUUCACAUGCACUUUAACGUUUUCAUAACUCAACGGAGUUUAUCUUUAAAUUCGGCAUACCUUACACACACAAACGAUUAUGCGUUAUAAUAUAUUAAACUUUAUUUUCUCUUUCACUCAUGUAUACCAUGUUUCUGCAUCACGAUGAGCCACUGAUGGCGGUAGUUAAACAUAUUAAUCUGUCUGUAACAGACGCCGAAACGUUCUUAAGAUCAUAACACACCUUAACUGUGUAAACCGUACUUAUAUAUGAAGCAUGCGUGUACCGAUACUAUGAUUAUUAUUAAUGACCAGAUUCUUUUAACGGAGUUUGGUGACAGCGUCUGCCGGAAGUGGAUACGGCUAACUGUGAGCUAGCUUUACCCGGGAGCCUUUGAAUUUGCAAGCGUCAGUGUACGCAAAAGGGUUGGGCACGGAGUACAGUGAAACGGAGGCAUUUCGGAGUAUGAGUAUGAGUGUUUUAUAUUUUUUUAUUUUAUAAAGAUUCAGGAAGUUUGAGGAAGUGCCUGGUUCAGAUUUCCGUUUACACCCUAGCAGCGCUGCUAAGCUGAACUUUAACAUCAGUGAGAAAACUUUUGCGAUAUUUCAUGGAGUACAGCGGUCCGUUGGGUCACUCUCUGUCACCAGAGUCCACGGUGACCUCCCUACUGUCCAGUUCAGGUUACCUGAGGAGCAGCCUGCUGCCUCCUCAACACGACACCAGCUUCAGAUACAAAGACAGGGAGUAUGACUCUGCUUCGGCGGCUCUGGAUGCUUACAUCAAAGAUUUUGAGAGGAGUCGUCAGAACCGCGACUCGUCGUUGACUGGAAAGCUGGUUCUGCCGCAGAGCCUACCCUCCACUCCGUGCAGGCACAGAGUGGGCACGCUCAGAAACAAAGAUGUUCUUAGGGAGCGUUUGACCGAGAAAGAGCUGGACUUCCUGAACCUCCCCAUGAGCCCCCUCCAUCACCGCGUUAACUGGGACAGACACUCCAUGACAACAGAUGAACUGCUGUCAGUCCCUUUCGACGGCUCGAUGCCCGUCACCCACACCACAGCCUUCAUCCAAGACUUCCUGUCCCGGCCUGCAGCCUCCCAGCCCUGCCCCUCAUCUACCUGUAGACUCCUCCACCAUCACUCUCUUCCACCCACGACAUCCAGGAGCACCAGGUGCAGAGACAGACCGAGGGCCGCCACGUUUAAACCAGGCGCUCACAUCAGCAGUUUUAAGAGAUCAGAGCAGGCCCUGGCGUCCUCGUCGCUCUACCUCCCUCACUGGUUCACCAGUAACAAGGCUGAUUUGGACUGUUCGGGAAUCACCAGUGUGCCCGACCUGAAGUACCCAGCCUGGCUCCAGGGGUGUGACCUCAGCGAGCCGCCUGCACAGUCAGAGCUGUGGGACGACCACGACGUUCUUCCACCUGGAGCUCCCAGAACCAGAGCUCCAUCCUGGGUAGCAGACCUGGAGAAAGAUGAAGAUCCUGACCAGACACCUGCAGAGGUUGGCAGCCAGCAGGCGCUCAGAGACCUGAGGCUUCAGUUUGCUGAACAGAUUUCUUUGCUCACUACAGAGAGGAAGAGCUCAGACGUUGUGAUGAACAUGUACCAAGACAACAGGAUCGAGUCUCUGAUCCAGAAGGCGGACCAGGUGUUAAACUCUCUGUCUCAGAGUUCUGGACAAGCAGAGAGUCCUGCAGAUUCAGUGAGUCCUGUGAAAACUGAGGAGCUGCUGCACCAUUCGCCCUCACACUGUCCUCUUGACUCAGCAGCAGGAGGCUGCACAGAGGAGCUGACUGACAGGGGAGCAGAGGAUUUGAGUCAUGAAAACAGCAUCUGGAAGCAGCCUGGUCCGGUGGAGGCUCUGAAACAGAUGCUGUUCAGACUGCAGGCUGUGGAGGCAGAGCUUCAGCGACAACAACAGGCACCAGCAGCUCCGACUCUCUCAGAGUGGCUGCUGACAUCAGCAACACAGUGGUCUGUUGGUAAUGCAGAGCUGCAGGAGCUGCAAGAGCUUCAGAGUUUUCCUGGUAGACCAUCACUAGAGAGAGCUCUGCAUCACCUGAACUGCCUGAAGAUGCUGGUGGAAGAACCCAGACAGAAACACAGAGCGACAGAGGAAGAGAAGGACGACGACGAGGGGCGCUACUCGUCCUCGUCUGUCGACAGACUGGUCUAUUCUCAGCAGGAACCCUCCGGAAACUGAACGUUCAAAGGAAGCUCGCUGUGCCAAAAGCUUCAAUAGCAUCUGCUCUGUGUUUAUGUAUAUUAUAUAAGAAAGUGCAAUUUUUUUUAAACACUAAUACAACCCAGUUUAAACUAUGCCCUGAACCUUUAGAGUCAGGAAGUUGCCUGGACUGUUCUCUUUCUCAGACUCUGAGGAAGAGUCAGAACACAGCGAUAAUUUAAAAGAAGAGAAGAAAACAUGAAGGACAGACUCCGAGAUGAGAAAAACAUGCCACAUAUUUUAUAUUCUGAAUGUGUCUCAGUGGUUUGUGAAUGCGACAGUAUGGAUGGAUGGGCUUGGUGCUUGUUGGUGCACAGACCGUUUUGUAUUGAUGGGUUUCAUUCUGUUUGUAGACAGACUGUUGGUGCCAUAAAGAUUUACACACACUCAUUCCUGUUGGAAUGGAAGAGGUUACCGGGCAGUGUUCAACCAGAGGGAAGAAACAUCAUCAGUGCUGUUGUCAGUGAUAGCUAACAGCAGCAGAUUCUUUUCAGUUCCUUGCAGGUAAAACUACAAUAAAUUGCCUUCGCUGUAGAAAAGAUGUACAUGUGGAAGCACAACAUGUACUACUGUGACAAUUCAGUCCGAUUUUCUGAAUUUCUGAAGACUCAGGACUCGCGGUUUGAAAAUUGAAGUAUUGAGCCAUGGGUUGGGGGAACCAGGGUGUUCAGAUGUCUGUCUUGAUCUGGGACUGCACAGCAUUUUUUAUCAGGGAACGUUAAAAGUCACCAAAAUUAACAGCCUUUGCUGAUUUUGUCGAAUAUGAUAGAAACUAAUAAAAAAAGAAGCAGAAAGAUUUGAAGAAAUAGUUUUUGUCUCUUUUGCAGAGGGGGGAAAAAGAUUGUGACACGGUAAGUGUGUGUUGUAACCGAAUAAAAAUUACAAUUGUCAGAUAUGGCAAAAAAAAAAAAAAGGAUGCUAAUUUGUAGAUCCAUCCAAAUGGAAACCCAGAAACUUUUACCAGACAGAAGAAGAGCUGGGAAAAAAAGCAUGAAUGAAGACUGUCACAUGAGACCAUAAGACUUAAGUUACUCUUUCUCUGUAUAUACAUGCUAAAUCAUACUCUGAUAACAUUCAAGUGAUUGUAUUUGUAAGUCAGAUAAAGACCAUUUCACUCAGUGUUGUUCUUCAUACAUCUUCAGGUUCAGGUUACCAUAAGUAGAUUUGUUCUGCAGCUGUGAGUCAUCCGCCCUCACAUGCACACUCAAUACAGCCAUAACAGACAAAAAUUGUACAUAAUACAAAAAAAAAAUCUGGUCAGCGCAUUUGAAUCUGACAGUAAAACUAGGGGAUGAUCAUUUAGAAAAUUGUCAUAUAAAAAAAUGACACUUUUCUCAACUGAAGGAUGAAACCAUCAGGAAAGAUGUCAAAGGUCAGAGCAGGAAUAAGGCAAUUUCCCCAUGGACUAAUAAUCAGACUUUAUUUGUUGAUCAGAGGAGAUGCCCCCUGCUGGAUCAUUAGAAAGAAUGCAGGUUCAUAGUACUUCUGCAUCAGUUUCACUUUUCAAACAUCAAAGACAUGAAACCAGAUGGUGUUUCCUCCACCUCCAUCCUCAGGAUGACAGGACUCAUACUGGCACAGAGGAACUUGAACCCUCUGAUGCAGGAAGUAUUUUUAUUCACCUCCGGGUGAAGAAGACACCUGAUGUUAAAUGUUUAAUGUGUGCUUCUGGCUGCUCGGCUUGGUUUUGCACAGUUCUCAUUAAAACAUGUUUUGGAUUACGA
Molecule: messenger RNA, 3974 nt
Organism: Oreochromis niloticus (Nile tilapia)
Lineage: Eukaryota; Metazoa; Chordata; Actinopteri; Cichliformes; Cichlidae
Gene: lg7h18orf54
Product: linkage group 7 C18orf54 homolog
Exons: 15
Coding region: 634-2229 (531 amino acids)
Source: RefSeq, a predicted model, not a curated record